Messenger RNA from Centropristis striata (black sea bass), 1601 nucleotides. It is a transcript of the gene foxd3, whose product is annotated as forkhead box D3. The transcript has a single exon. Gene Ontology annotation, biological process: regulation of transcription by RNA polymerase II; anatomical structure morphogenesis; cell differentiation. The record is from RefSeq and is a predicted model, not a curated record. The coding region runs from base 1 to 1191 and encodes 396 amino acids. Lineage: Eukaryota; Metazoa; Chordata; Actinopteri; Perciformes; Serranidae. Gene Ontology annotation, molecular function: RNA polymerase II cis-regulatory region sequence-specific DNA binding; DNA-binding transcription factor activity, RNA polymerase II-specific.
AUGACCCUGUCUGGAGGCAGCGAAAGAGCCAGCGAUAUGUCCGGCCAAACUGUGCUCACAGCGGAGGACGUGGAUAUUGACGUGGUGGGCGAGGGAGACGAGGAGGGCAUGGAGAGGGUGGACAGCGACUGCGACAGCCCGGUGGGAGGCAUCCUGCACGACCUCCGAGGAGAAGCGGGCGACGAGGAGGUGGAAGAUGAGAUCGAGGUGGAGAAGGAGGAGAUGAGGUCCGGUGGAGGGAGCCCGUGCUGCGAGAGCUCCGGGGAGGGAGAGACAGGCACCGGAAAGGGAGAGGGUCAGGAGCAGAGCACACCGGGAGGGAUCCAGAAGCCCAAAAACAGCCUGGUAAAGCCGCCGUACUCCUACAUCGCCCUCAUCACCAUGUCCAUCCUGCAGAGCCCGCAGAAGAAGCUCACCCUCAGCGGGAUCUGCGAGUUCAUCAGCAACCGUUUCCCAUAUUACCGGGAGAAGUUCCCUGCGUGGCAAAACUCCAUCCGCCACAACUUGUCCCUCAACGACUGCUUCGUGAAAAUCCCGCGGGAGCCCGGCAACCCCGGCAAGGGCAACUACUGGACCCUGGACCCCGCUUCGGAGGACAUGUUCGACAACGGCAGCUUUCUCAGGAGGAGGAAAAGGUUCAAGAGGGUUCAGCCGGACAUGCUCAGGGACCAGACUGCGCUCAUGAUGCAAAGUUUCAGCGCGUACAGCCUCGGGGGCCCCUACGGGAGGCACUACGGGAUCCACCCGGCUGCUUAUACCCAUCCGGCGGCUUUGCAGUACCCGUACAUCCCCCCUGUAGGUCCCAUGCUGCCCCCGGGUGUCCCGCUCCUGUCCUCGGCGGAGCUGAACAGAAAAGCGUUCAACUCCCAGCUCAGCCCGAGUCUGCAACUUCAGCUCAACAGUCUGAGCACCGCGUCCAUGAUCAAAUCCGAGCCCUCAAACAGACCGUCUUUCAGUAUAGAGAACAUCAUCGGGGUCUCCAGCGCCUCCUCGGUCUCACCGGGCGCUGCUUUCCUGCGGCCUCCGGUCACCGUGCAGUCGGCCCUGCUGAGCGCACAGUCCCUGUCCCUGAGCCGGACAUCAGCCGCUAUCGCCCCCAUCCUCAGUGUACCGUCAAAUUUAAUCUCUGGACACGUUUUACCGUCAGCAGCGGCGGCGGCAGCGGCAGUGUCCAAAUGGCCUUCACAAUGACUUUAAACCGAGAGAAAAGAAACUCUUAUUUUUAUAUAGAGACAUUAUUACAGCACAAUAACACUGGACUCUGUAGCCAUGUAAAGACUGUUGAAACACACAGAAAAAAAGAAAAAGGAGAUAUUUCUGUACAGGUAAUAUUUGUAAAUAUUUGUAAAAAAAAUUACCUGUCUUCUUUUUGUUCCUGUUUGAGAUAUGUGAUAAUUAUUUUACAUUUUCUUUUUUGUAGCCAUCGGAAGCUCAACUGGACACAUUUUUCUGCUUCCUUUUCAUACACAAAAAGCUCUGAAAAAAUAGUCUGUUUAUAAUUAAAAAAAAUCAAAUAUAUGUAAUUCUAUGUAGCUAUAUUGUGUUGUAAACUGAAUUUAUUUGUAAAUAAAUUUAAGAAAAAAAUUAAAAUCAAUUUUCAA